Messenger RNA from Salvia hispanica, 1114 nucleotides. RefSeq names its product arginase 1, mitochondrial-like. The record is from RefSeq and is a predicted model, not a curated record. Lineage: Eukaryota; Viridiplantae; Streptophyta; Magnoliopsida; Lamiales; Lamiaceae. Gene Ontology annotation, molecular function: metal ion binding; agmatinase activity.
AAUCCAGUAGAGGAAAAGAUGAAGAGUGUGGCAAGGAGAGGAAUCCAUUAUCUGCAUAAGCUGAAUGCCGAACACAUUCCCAAGCACGUGUUAGAGAAAGGCCAGGAUCGUGUUAUCGAGGCAUCCCUCACACUCAUCCGCGAGCGAGCCAAGCUCAAGGGGGAGCUUCUACGGUCUCUGGGAGGCGUGGGGGCAUCAGCCGCUCUCCUUGGAGUUCCCUUGGGACACAACUCUUCCUAUCUCCAGGGGCCUGCCUUUGCACCUCCAUUUAUCAGAGAAGCCAUUUGGUGUGGUAGUACAAACUCCACCACUGAAGAAGGUAAAGAUAUUAGUGAUCCGAGGGUGAUGGUAGAUGUAGGCGACGUUCCAGUGCAGGACUUGCGCGAUUCUUGCAUUGAUGAUGAUAGAUUGAUGAAUAUCGUUAGUGAUUCUGUUAAGAUAGUGAUGGAAGAAGAGCCAUUGAGGCCUGUGGUGCUAGGAGGCGACCACUCUAUCUCGUAUCCAGUUGUGAGAGCCGUGUCGGAGAAGCUGGGAGGGCCUGUUGAUGUUCUUCACCUGGAUGCUCAUCCGGAUAUUUAUGAUGCCUUUGAGGGGAAUAAAUACUCUCACGCGUCCUCUUUCGCUAGAAUCAUGGAGGGCGGUUAUGCUCGUCGUUUGCUGCAGGUUGGAAUAAGGUCUAUCAACUGGGAAGGCCGGGAGCAAGGGAAGCGUUUUGGCGUGGAGCAAUAUGAAAUGCGCACGUUUUCAAAGGAUCGCAACCAACUCGAGAAUCUGAAACUUGGUGAAGGUGUGAAAGGGGUGUAUAUCUCAAUAGAUGUGGACUGCUUGGAUCCAGCAUUUGCGCCGGGAGUGUCUCACUUUGAGCCGGGAGGCCUCUCCUUCCGCGAUGUUCUCAACAUUCUUCAUAACCUCAAAGGCGAUAUUGUUGCUGCAGAUGUGGUUGAGUACAAUCCGCAGCGAGACACUGCCGAUGCCGUCACGGCAAUGGUUGCUGCAAAGCUAGUCAGAGAACUCACUGCAAGGAUAUCAAAAUAAUACAAUUGUACUUAUUAAAUAAGGUGUACCAAGUCUUGCAAUGACUUAUCUACUUAAUAAAGUGAUUACUCUAAAAUAA